AUGAAACAGGCAUUGAAGGAAGAAUUCAAGAAGAGGAAGAAGACAGGAAUACAAAAAAUUGGGCGAAAAGGAGAAACGACAUAUAUGGAAGCUUCAGUAUCACCAUCAGCUGGCACUGGGCUGCCUGGUCUUGGUCUAUCGAUGACACCCUUCUCUAUACCUGAAUCUUCAGUGUCGAUGAAGUCAACUGUAUCUGCAAAUGAAACAGGCAUUGAAGGAAGAAUUCAAGAAGAGGAAGAAGAACAGGAAUACAAAAAAUUGGGCGAAAAAGGAGAAACGACAUAUAUGGAAGCUUCAGUAUCACCAUCAGCUGGCACUGGGCUGCCUGGUCUUGGUCUAUCGAUGACACCCUUCUCUAUACCUGAAUCUUCAGUGUCGAUGAAGUCAACUGUAUCUGCAAAUGAAACAGGCAUUGAAACAGGAAUUGAGGAAAGAAUUCAAGAAGAGGAAGAAGAAAUGAAAAGACUGGGAGAAAAGGGAGAAACGACAUAUAUGGAAGCUUCAGUAUCACCAUCAGCUGGCACUGGGCUGCCUGGUCUUGGUCUAUCGAUGACACCCUUCUCUAUACCUGAAUCUUCAGUGUCGAUGAAGUCAACUGUAUCUGCAAAUGAAACAGGCAUUGAAGGAAGAAUUCAAGAAGAGAAGAAGAGAAAAAAAUUGGGAAAAGGAGAAACGACAUAUAUGGAAGCUUCAGUAUCACCAUCAGCUGGCACUGGGCUGCCUGGUCUUGGUCUAUCGAUGACACCCUUCUCUAUACCUGAAUCUUCAGUGUCGAUGAAGUCAACUGUAUCUGCAAAUGAAACAGGCAUUGAAGGAAGAAUUCAAGAAGAGGAAGAAGAACAGGAAUACAAAAAAUUGGGCGAAAAAGGAGAAACGACAUAUAUGGAAGCUUCAGUAUCACCAUCAGCUGGCACUGGGCUGCCUGGUCUUGGUCUAUCGAUGACACCCUUCUCUAUACCUGAAUCUUCAGUGUCGAUGAAGUCAACUGUAUCUGCAAAUGAAACAGGAAUUGAGGAAAGAAUUCAAGAAGAGGAAGAAGAAAUGAAACGACUGGGAGAAAAGGGAGAAACGACAUAUAUGGAAGCUUCAGUAUCACCAUCAGCUGGCACUGGGCUGCCUGGUCUCGGUCUAUCCACGACACCCUUCUCUAUGCCUGAAUCUUCAGUGUCGAUGAAGUCAACUGUAUCUGCAAAUGAAACAGGCAUUGAAGGAAGAAUUCAAGAAGAGGAAGAAGAACAGGAAUACAAAAAAUUGGGCGAAAAAGGAGAAACGACAUAUAUGGAAGCUUCAGUAUCACCAUCAGCUGGCACUGGGCUGCCUGGUCUUGGUCUAUCGAUGACACCCUUCUCUAUACCUGAAUCUUCAGUGUCGAUGAAGUCAACUGUAUCUGCAAAUGAAACAGGCGUUGAAGGAAGGAUUCAAGAAGAGGAAGAAGAGAGAAAAAAUGGGGCGGAAAACGACAUAUAUGGAAGCUUCAGUAUCACCAUCAGCUGGCACUGGGCUGCCUGGUCUUGGUCUAUCGAUGACACCCUUCUCUAUACCUGA
Molecule: messenger RNA, 1545 nt
Organism: Brugia pahangi
Lineage: Eukaryota; Metazoa; Nematoda; Chromadorea; Rhabditida; Onchocercidae
Source: the annotation of a GenBank genome assembly